Messenger RNA from Andrographis paniculata, 1887 nucleotides. Its product is annotated as probable serine/threonine-protein kinase PBL7. The record is from RefSeq and is a predicted model, not a curated record. Gene Ontology annotation, molecular function: protein kinase activity; ATP binding. The transcript has 5 exons. Lineage: Eukaryota; Viridiplantae; Streptophyta; Magnoliopsida; Lamiales; Acanthaceae. Gene Ontology annotation, biological process: protein phosphorylation. Bases 218 to 1336 code for a protein of 372 amino acids.
UCUCUCUCUCUCUCUCUCUCUCUCUCUCUUCUGUUCUCUCUCUUUUGUCGUGUUUGGUCUGCUUUCCUUGGACCCCCAUCAUCUCCCCUUUCUUCAACCUUCUUGCUUGCCUUGCUUUCUCUGUCUUUGAAAACUGUCACUCUUCUGCUAUUACUCGGAGUUGUAGAUAGAGAGAGAGAUAGAGAGAGAAACGAAACCAGGGAGCGGCGGUGUAGUAAUGGGUUGGUUCCUUUGUUCUGGAAAAUCCAAGAGGAAAGCAAAGAAACAGCAGGAUGCCCAGAUCCCGUCGAAUAUAGAAAAGUUAAAGGUAAAUUCUUCAUUUGAUGCAAAGAAGGAAGCUUCUAAAGAUGGAGGAUCAGGACAUAUCGCUGCACACACAUUUACUUUUCGAGAAUUAGCUUCAGCUACCAAGAAUUUUAGGGCAGAUUGUCUUUUGGGCGAAGGGGGAUUCGGUAGAGUGUAUAAGGGACGACUAGAGAGCACCAAUCAGAUUGUAGCAAUAAAACAGCUUGAUCGGAAUGGUUUGCAAGGGAACCGUGAGUUCCUUGUUGAAGUGCUGAUGCUAAGCCUACUUCACCAUGAAAACUUGGUAAACCUGAUUGGAUAUUGUGCCGAUGGAGAUCAGAGGCUUCUGGUGUAUGAAUACAUGCCAUUGGGGUCGCUGGAAGACCAUCUGCACGAUCUUCAACCUGACAAAAAGCGACUUGACUGGAACACAAGAAUGAAAAUAGCAGCUGGUGCUGCAAAGGGCUUAGAGUAUUUGCAUGACAAAGCAAAUCCUCCUGUUAUAUACCGAGAUCUGAAGUGCUCAAACAUUUUGUUGGAUGAAGGCUUUCAUCCCAAGCUUUCCGAUUUCGGUUUGGCCAAAUUGGGGCCUGUAGGUGAUAAGACACAUGUAUCUACUAGAGUGAUGGGAACGUAUGGAUAUUGUGCCCCAGAAUAUGCCAUGACGGGACAGCUCACACUAAAAUCAGAUGUUUACAGUUUUGGUGUUGUUCUUCUGGAGAUUAUUACUGGCAGAAAGGCUAUUGACAAUUCAAGAGCUGCUGGCGAGCACAAUCUUGUUGCAUGGGCUCGUCCUUUAUUUAAAGAUCGUAGAAAAUUCUCCCAAAUGGCUGAUCCUGCACUUCAAGGUCAAUACCCGGCAAGGGGUUUAUAUCAAGCACUUGCUGUGGCAGCAAUGUGUGUUCAGGAGCAACCCAACAUGCGUCCACUUAUUGCAGAUGUGGUGACAGCCUUAACUUACCUUGCAUCCCAAAAAUACGAUCCUGAAACCCAGCCAGUCCAGAAACCUAGCUCUGGCUCAUCUACACCAAGAAUGCGAAAGGAGCGAUGAUUCUAGCAGUGGUGAAAUGUCUGAAAAAAACAUGGCAAGGUGAGAGCCAACGAACGUAGUAAUUGUGCGGAUUAUGAGGAUUGCAAGCAUUCUUUGUCUGCAUCAAUGGACUAAGGUUGUCUACCAAAUCCUGUGCUAGUCCAACAAGCUCGGGUAAGAGUUUUUCAGUCACUUCAAUAACUAGUAAUAGAAAAAAAAAAAGAAAAAAAAAAAUGGAAGGAAGAAAAAAGGCUGAAUCCCAAAUCGACAGCAUUUUAUUUUUGUGAAGUUAGUUUGCGUAGUCUUUCUUCAAUCGGUUGGUUUUUAUUUACUUUUUUUUUUGCGCAAUUGUAGCUUUUUGUUCAAUUUUCUUUGUAUCCUACCAAACCGUUCGUCACAUUUUCUUGAUGUGUUGUGACUGCUGAUGAGCUGAGCCUUGGAUCAUUCGAGGUUUGGACAAUGGGGCUUUUGUAUCUAAAAUGUUUAUAAACAUCGUACUGCUUCUGAGGCUACCUCUGCUUGUAAUUAUAUUUCUAGUGUAUUUACCUUCUGGCUUUUUGCUUUGUUUUUUC